AUGACAGACACAACCAUUAAAUCGAUAGCAACUGUUUUCCCGUUCAAUGCCGAAGAAUUGAAACGAAAUUCGACACUCCGUCGACGUCAAUCUAUUAUUCGUGAGUUUGCUCUUAACUACGUCAACACAUGGUAUACCUGGUAUACUAAAUGUGGAUGUGUGAAUUCACUACAAUGGACAGCACGAUCUGCUGUUUUACCUGGUACGAACCAGACUGUAGAAGCACCUCUUUGCAACAGUACAGAUUCAUGUUACGCGAUUGCAAUGACUGAGAUUCUAAGCACAGAUUUGCUUUGGAAUCAGUUUUGCUCUGAUUGCUCACAGGAAUGUCCAACUACUGAUUUUACUAUUACACCAUAUUCAGUAGCAGCUCCAUUCACUGUGUACUUUCCUUUUAUCAAAUGCUUCGUUGAAACUUCCAAUGUUACAUUACCUACAAACUGGUCCUCAACAUGA
Messenger RNA from Rotaria socialis, 456 nucleotides. The record is from the annotation of a GenBank genome assembly. Lineage: Eukaryota; Metazoa; Rotifera; Eurotatoria; Philodinida; Philodinidae.